Molecule: messenger RNA, 762 nt
Organism: Galleria mellonella (greater wax moth)
Lineage: Eukaryota; Metazoa; Arthropoda; Insecta; Lepidoptera; Pyralidae
Product: cuticle protein 19-like
Exons: 2
Coding region: 14-631 (205 amino acids)
Cellular component (GO): extracellular matrix
Source: RefSeq, a predicted model, not a curated record
AACAGCAAGCAAAAUGUUCGCAAAGGUAACAGUGUUCGCAUUACUGGCCGUUGCUGUCCAUGGCAGUGUUCCCGGCGGUGACUAUUCCAGUUUCUCAUAUGGCGUAUCUGAUCCCCAUACUGGCGAUGUCAAGAACCAACAAGAAACCCGUGUGGGCGGCAAUGUUGUAGGCCAAUACUCACUUCUCGAAUCUGAUGGCACCAAACGCAUCGUGGACUACUCUGCUAAUCCCGUCACUGGUUUCAACGCUGUCGUUCGCAAGGAUGGUCUCUCGGUGCAUCCAUCGGGUCCUGUAGGAUAUGCAGCUCCAGUAUACUCCGGUUAUAGUGGUUACGCGUCUCCUUACGCCCAGGGUGCUGUGAGUUACGCCAAUUCGUACAGUAAUGUCGCUCCUCGUGGAUAUGGCGCAUAUGGGUACGGCGCUGGAGCGUACGGUGGUUACGCUAGUGGACUUGGUUAUGGAACCGCCUUGGGUUACGGAGCCGGACUUGGUUAUAAAGCUGGACUCGGUUACGGUGCAGGACUUGGUUAUGGCGCUGGAUUAGGUUACGGCGCCGGAUUGGGUUACGCAGCGGGACUUGGUUACGGCUAUGGCCCAGGUCUCGGAUAUGGCGCACGUUUAGGCUGGUAAACAACAUAACUGAUUGAUGAAAAAAUAACUUUAUAAAUUGGCGUCUCGAUUAUCUAAUCAAAUGUUUUUAUAAUAAUAUUAAUAUGACUUGAAUAUUUCAAUUUAAUGCAAUAAAGUUAUCAAUGCGAUGA